GCGUGGCCACGAGAUGUCGACGGAACGGAGCGCCGUGUCUCGUGUCGCAACGCCGCCGUUCAUCGCCUACGCUGCGAGAGCGUCGCCGGGGAAGCAUCCAUGGCUUCUACUUGCUUCUUCCGCUUAUCCCUCCCUCUGCCCCUCUUUCCUCUCCUAACGAGAAAUGUGCCGAUGGUGGCAAUCCAUUCUUUUGCACCUUACCGGUCUAUGCAUCGGCAUUUGCUAUCCAGUGCCAUGAUUCCGCGACCAAAUCAUUUGAGUUGCAUUAGGUCGAUGUCAUCCAAUGCGAGUGCUGAAGAAGCCGGCGUGCCGAGAUCUGUCCCCGUGGCCGUCGCCCAUGAGCUCCUCGAAGCGGGACAUCGCUACCUCGAUGUCAGGACGGAAGGGGAAUUCAGUAGCGGGCAUGCAGUGGGAGCUGUUAACAUUCCUUACAUGUUCAAGUCUAACUCAGGAAUGUCAAAGAACCCAAACUUUAUGCAGGAAGUGUUAUCAACUUUCAAAAAGGAUGAUGAGAUAAUUGUUGGUUGUUUAAGUGGAAAACGGUCAUCUAUGGCUGCAACUGAACUUUCAAAUGCUGGUUUUACUGGCAUCACAGAUAUUUCUGGUGGUUAUUCAGCAUGGGUGGAGAAUGGACUUCCAACAGAGAAAUAACUGAAUCAGAAUGGCCAAUGUGCUUCCAACUAAUAGAUGUGAGGUAUGGCUGCAACGUGAACGAGGAUAAUGCUUCUAUGAGAAGGUUUAAUCUGCAUGAGACACUGCAUCCUUGCAUUGUUUGGGAUCUAAAACCUCUGUCCCUAAUUAAUUAUUCCUCAUGGCUUUGGAUUGCUUUUGUUAUCCUACCAGCAACUCAAUCAAUCAAGUUAAAUAUGCUCUUCGACAUCACUGUUUUUGGAUCAAACACCAUAAAAUAUUUUGUUCUUGUGAAGAUAUUUGGCAUGUUUGUUAGAGCUGAAUCGGAUUAGAAGUAUCCAUAAAUUUCCUUGGAUUGACCUU
Musa acuminata subsp. malaccensis (wild Malaysian banana) is the source of this 993-nucleotide messenger RNA. RefSeq names its product thiosulfate sulfurtransferase 16, chloroplastic. The record is from RefSeq and is a predicted model, not a curated record. Lineage: Eukaryota; Viridiplantae; Streptophyta; Magnoliopsida; Zingiberales; Musaceae.